AUGAACAUUUCAAGCGGGAUUGCUGAUUAUUUGAGUAAAGUAAACUAUGCAAACUGGAACAUUAUUGAUUGUCUUAAAUUUUUGGAUAAAAAUAAUUGCUCUGGGAUAGUAUCUGAAAAUAAAAAAGAAAUUUUAAUAGAGUUCAAGAAGCAAUUACAUCCAGCAUCUGUUAAUCAGUCAUUAAACAAAAAAGCCCGUGAUAAAGUAACAAAACUUUACAAAAAUGCGGAGAGGAACUUUGAAUUCAAAGAAAUUGCAUGUUUAUUUAAUGAUAGAAUAAAAAAACAGCGUAAUCAAAAAGAUUCCACAUUUGAACUUUUAACAAUGGAAAGCCUAAAUACAGAUGAGAAUUUGAUUAUCAGAAACUUUAAAGUUAGAGAAUCGCUAUUGAAUUGGAAAUUGAAAAAUAAUCUAUUUCGUGAUGAUUUUGCAUAUUAUGACAUAUUAGAUCUCACUCCAGACACAAAUAGUGAUUUUGUUAAAAGCUAUUUGUUACCAGAA
Molecule: messenger RNA, 501 nt
Organism: Dentiscutata erythropus
Lineage: Eukaryota; Fungi; Glomeromycota; Glomeromycetes; Diversisporales; Gigasporaceae
Source: the annotation of a GenBank genome assembly